Messenger RNA from Culex pipiens pallens (northern house mosquito), 1188 nucleotides. It is a transcript of the gene mEFTs, whose product is annotated as elongation factor Ts, mitochondrial. NCBI's taxonomy places the organism in Eukaryota, Metazoa, Arthropoda, Insecta, Diptera, Culicidae. The transcript is spliced from 3 exons. Gene Ontology annotation, molecular function: translation elongation factor activity; protein binding. Gene Ontology annotation, cellular component: mitochondrial matrix. The record is from RefSeq and is a predicted model, not a curated record. Gene Ontology annotation, biological process: mitochondrial translational elongation. The coding region runs from base 160 to 1113 and encodes 317 amino acids.
GUUUUUUUUUCUCUCGUUUGUCAAGCUUUUGACGUUUCUCUCUAACCUCGCGAAAAAUAUUCAGUGUGAAGUGCCGAUUUUGAUUCUCGAGUGAAAUUCGGUGGUGAAAUACGUGAAAUUCGCAUCAAAUCGAGCUAAAUCAGGCAGAUACUUGUAAUCAUGAUGCUCACCCGCUUGACCCGCCUGGUGACCGGCACCAACACAGCACCAUCACUCCACUGCCGUUGGUACGCGGCGGCCACCGCCGAGAAGAGUGCCCUGGCCACGCUGCGCAAGAAAACCGGCUACACGUUCGCCAACUGCAAGAAAGCGCUCGAGAUGCACGGCAACGAUCUGGCCAAGGCCGAGCAAUGGCUCAAGGAGCAGGCACAAACGUUGGGUUGGUCCAAGGCCACCAAGCUGGAGGGCCGCAACACGAGCCAGGGCCUGGUGGGCGUGCUCGUGCGGGACAACAUUGGCGCCAUGGUCGAGGUGAACUGCGAGACGGACUUUGUGGCGCGCAAUCAGAGCUUCCAGAGUUUUGUGCAGGCGGCGUCGGCGGCGUGCGUGCGAUACGUGGCUCAGUUGGAGACGGAUGCGAAUUUGACCAAACAUGGGCUGAACAGCGAGGCGUUGAAGCAGAUCAAGCUCGAGGAUGGCAAGUCGCUGGGGGAUCAUCUGGCGCUGAUGAUCGGGACGGUCGGGGAGAACGCGUCGCUGAACAGGGCGAUUUGCUAUAGGGCGCCGGCGGAGGUGAAGUUGACGGGCUACGUCCACCCAGCACCCGCCGACGACUCCACCCCGGACGUUCCCGCGUUUGGCAAGUACGGCAGCCUGCUAGCGUUCCGCCACACUGCUGCCGCCGAGGACUCAAACGGCGAAGCGGUGGCGCGUAAAGUUUGCCAGCACGUGGUCGGCAUGAAGCCGACCCGCCUCGGAGACAAAGCCCGCGACGAGCCGGCCGCCGACAAGGACGACGAGACGUGUCUGAUCUACCAGGAGUAUCUGGCCGAUCCGAGCUACACCGUUGGGGAGGUGCUGGAGGCGAACCAGCUGGAGGUGGUGGACUUCCAGCGGUUCGAGUGCGGCGAGAAGGUCAAGGCGGAGGAGGAAAAUGUGAGGGCGACGAAUUGAAAAAGAGGGGUUUUUUUGCUAAUUUGUAACUAUUCCAAAUAUGAAAUAUAAUUGUUAGUUGGUAAAUUGAACAAA